Messenger RNA from Penicillium alfredii, 1449 nucleotides. RefSeq lists its product as uncharacterized. The record is from RefSeq and is a predicted model, not a curated record. Gene Ontology annotation, molecular function: DNA-binding transcription factor activity. Bases 1 to 1449 code for a protein of 482 amino acids. NCBI's taxonomy places the organism in Eukaryota, Fungi, Ascomycota, Eurotiomycetes, Eurotiales, Aspergillaceae. The transcript has a single exon. Gene Ontology annotation, biological process: regulation of DNA-templated transcription.
AUGUCGCAGGAUCCUCUGCGCGCAGGUCCCGUGUCUGACGAUGCGUCUCCAGCCGAUGGCCGCGGCUUGAUUAACCAUGAGCGAGGGCCCGCAGGCAACCGCCAUCCAUCCCGCCGGCCACCCCUCCGCACUCGACCGCAGUCCUGGCACCCCUAUGGGCCGGUGGAGCCGCCAUUGGAGUCGGCUCAAUCGCGGCCCACGGGGGUCCAUGCCAUUCUGAACCCGCCAGAGCAGGGUGCAGCUGGCAGCCACGAGCCACGAACUUUGCCAGGGCCGGCGGACUCGCCUCGCCCGCGACAGGGCUCGUCACCCUCGCUGCGUCCUGUGCGUCCUCUUGUGCAGCAGCCGCUGUCCCCGAGAUCACAUUCGCGGCCUCUGAUGCAGCCUGGGUCACCCUCCGCACGCUUUGUGAGCGGCAGUGGCCGCAGUUCAGGCCCGCCCAGCGUGAUGCAUUCCCCCAUGAUCCCACAGGAACCGCCGCUGAGCCAGCACCACCCGGCUUCCAGUUCGCCCUUGCCGCUCGAUUCGGCACUGCGGCCCGUCGCCUCUCUCCCUGGCACACAGCCUCCGGUGUUGACCUCGCUGCACUCGACACCGGCCAUUCCCUCCCGACGAACCAGCACGGGACCGGGACCUCUUACCAACCCCAGUUCCCAAGAGACAAGUCCCAGCACGCCGCAGUCGAGCUACAGUCAUUUUGGACGGGUGUCGCCGGCUGUUACCAACGUCUCUCUUCCACCCAGCGCCACACCUUACACCGCCGCUCCACCAUACAUGAAAGCAGACCCCCUGACCCGAGGAGUCUCAGCCACGGCAGACCCGCGAGCCGUGAAAGAAGAGCCCUCGACAAGCACGUCACAGAGUGCAUCGUCUCUGCCAGGGAUGAUACCGUGCAUAUUGGACCUGAAGUCUGGAUCCUCGACGCAGGCCGAGAAGCGCAAAGCAAAUAGCGACGCCUCGCGACGGUUCCGGAACCGCAAGCGCAACGAAAUGCAGCUCGAGCAGCGGCUCACAGCCCAGCAAGACGAGAUUCAGCGCCAUGUCGACACCGUCCGGCGCCAGAGCGACGAGAUCCGCGCUCUCAUCCAGCAGAGGGACCAUUAUCGCUCCGAGCGUGAUUUCUUCCGCGAUCAUCUCGGCCGCAGUGUGUCUCCAAACCAACUGCCCCCGAGACCGGCUUCGCCCCGGCCUGCGAUGGUUCCCACCGUCGACGCGGGUAGUGCACAGCACUUGUCUUCUGCUGCCGACCCGGCUCGAUCUGCUGCUGCGGUGCCGCAGCCCCCGGCUAGAUUGCUGGAUGCUGCUCGGCCGCAGGGGAGCUGGCCUGGUAGUCCUGCUUCGUAUUCCCCGGUUCCUCUUCCCCCUGCCGGACGGGGUGUUGCCGCGGGACCGUCACCUGUGGCUGGGGGGCCUCUGCCCCCAUUUCAAGGGAGUUGGUCGCGCCCAUAG